Juglans microcarpa x Juglans regia is the source of this 5981-nucleotide messenger RNA. RefSeq lists its product as uncharacterized. Lineage: Eukaryota; Viridiplantae; Streptophyta; Magnoliopsida; Fagales; Juglandaceae. The record is from RefSeq and is a predicted model, not a curated record.
UCUGUCUUUCUCUCUCUGUGUCAAGGCUCGCUUUGUAGUCCGUCCCCUUAUCGGCUCACGUUCUCACUCUUCUCGCUCCGAAGGCAGGCUUUCGUUCACCACCAACCAGCCAAGAAAUAGAGAAAGGAAGCCGUAGAAAGAACAUUAUCGAGCGCUAGAGGAAGAAUAACCGGAAUCCAUUAACUUGGACAGUGGGUCUAGAUACCUUCUUCGAUCGCGUUCUCAACCAAAUCAAAACUCCGCGGUUUGGUCUGUUCUUGGGGGAGGUGCCGCAUAGGGUUGGCGUUCGAUCUGGAAUCGACAGGAUUCAGCUCUGUGUCUUUGUUUUCAUUCUUGCGGUUCAAGCGCUAGAUUUGGUGCUUGUAAGGGUGAAUACCGUUCCUAGGUGGCUGCCCGUACGAUCUGGUUUUAGCAGCCCCGGGUAUUCCUUCCCUCGGUGGCUUAUUCUUUUGUUUGGUUUUUGCUUUCGUGCGGUGACUUCGGUUUGGUGUUGCGACAGCCCAUGCGAUUGGGUUGGUUUUCAUGCCGCCAGAACCAUUGCCUUGGGAUCGGAAGGACUUCUUCAAGGAGAGGAAGCACGACAGGUCUUCGGAGUCGCCAGGGUCCAUAGCAAGAUGGAGGGUCGUCCAUCACGGAUCCCGCGAGUUCAAUCGCUGGGGAUCCGCCGAUUAUCGCAGGCCACCAGGUCAUGGUAAGCAGGGUGGUUGGCACCUAUUUUCCGAAGAAUCUGGUCAUGGGUAUGUGCCUUCUCGGGCUGGUGACAAGAUGCUGGAAGAUGACAGCUGCCGACCGUAUGUUUCGCGUGGAGAUGUGAAAUAUGGCAGGAGCAGUAGGGAAAAUAGAUUUAGUCAGAGAGGUUGGAAAUUUCAUUCCUGGGAAACAAGCAACGUGUCUCCAAAUACGCCUGCGAGGCUGCUUGAUGGGAGUAAUAAUGAUCUGAGGUCAGUGGAUGAUACCAUACCUUGCCCUUCUCAUCCUAGUUCUGACUUUGUGAAUACAUGGGAUCAGCUUCACUUGAAAGACCAGCAUGAUAAGAUGGGUGGUGUCAAUGGGUUGGGUACAGGCCAGAGAUGUGACAGAGAAAACUCACUUGGCUCUACUGAUUGGAAACCUCUCAAGUGGAGCCGUUCUGGAAGCUUGUCCUCGCGGGGUUCCAGUUUCAGCCAUUCAAGUAGCUCCAAGAGCAUGGGAGGUGUGGAUUCCAAUGAAACGAAGACUGAUAUACAGCUGAGAAAUUCAACUCCUGUCCAGUCCCCUUCAGGGGAUGCUGCUGCUUGUGUGACAUCUGCUGCCCCAUCAGAUGAAACUACCUCCAAGAAGAAGCCCCGACUUGGAUGGGGUGAGGGACUAGCAAAGUAUGAGAAAAAGAAAGUUGAAGGCCCUGAUAUUAGCAUGGAAAAAGAUGGAGCUGUCUUUUCUACUAGUAUUACAGAACCCAUCCAUUCUUUCAUUUCAAACAUGGCCGACAAAAGUCCCAGGGUUGCAGUUUUUUCAGAUUGUGCAUCCCCUGCAACUCCAUCCUCAGUUGCUUGCAGCUCCUCUCCAGGUGUGGAAGAGAAGUCAUUUGGAAAGGCAGUGAAUAUGGAUAUUGAUAUUAGUAAUAUAUGUGUUUCACCUAGUGCUGGAUCUAUAAAUCAUCUUGAAGGAUUUCCCUUUGAUUUAGAGAAGGUAGAUAUGACCUUGAUGGCUAAUUUGGGCUCUUCAUUGAUUGAGUUGUUGCAAUCCGAUGACUCAAGCUCAGUGGAUUCAAGUUUUGUGAGAGCAACUGCUAUUAAUAAGUUGCUGAUAUGUAAAAGUGAGAUUUCAAAGCUGCUGGAGGUGACUGAGUCUGAAAUUGAUUCACUUGAAAAUGAACUAAAGUUUUUGAAGUCUGAAUCCGAAAGUGGCGAUCCCUAUCCAGCUGCAUCCAGUUCUGUGCUAGCAGAGAAAACGGCAACACCUUGUGUAGAACAAGAUAUUGCCUUCAAUUUGUUCCACAGACCUGAGCCAUUGCAAAUCGUUUCUUCUGGGGAGGCUGUUAUGGAGAAAAUGCCUUUCUCUAAUGGUGAUUUGGAAGAUGUUCAUGCAGCUAUUAAGGAUGAGGAUAUUGAUAGUCCUGGAACUGCAACGUCCAAGUUUGUUGAGCCACUUUCUUUAGCGAAGAUGGUUCCUUUAUCUGAUAAGGUGGAACAUGGCGAUUCUUCUGGUAAUUGCAAUGCAAUUCAAAUUAAGUCUCAAAACGAGUAUGCGAAAUGCUUGGUGCCUGGUUCAGUUGGGGAAAAGACUGUUGCACCUGUUUCCAGUGAGGUGAGUCUAUCUACUGAUGGACAAUAUAUGUUGUGUGAUUCAAUAGUGGCUUCGAACAGAGAAUGUGCCAACAGAGCAUGUGAAGUUUUUGAUAAGCUAUUACCAAGAGAGCAACAUAUGACAGAUGUCUCUCGCACCGUCAAUUUCUCAUCCUGUCGGAGUGCCUCUUCAGUCAAGGAAAAAUUUGCAAAGAGGAAGCAGUUUUUAAGAUUUAAGGGGAGAGUUAUAACCCUUAAGUUUAAAGUUUUUCAGCACCUUUGGAAGGAAGAUAUGCGAUUACUUUCUGUGAGAAAACACCGUCCAAAAUCUCAGAAAAAAUUUGACCUGAGCUUGCGGACAGCUCUUACUGGGAAUCAGAAGCCUCGUUCAUCCAUUCGCUCUCGUUUUUCUACUCCAGCAGGAAAUCUCAGCCUGGUCCCUACCGCAGAGAUGAUCAAUUUCACAAGCAAACUGCUUUCAGAUUCCCAAGUCAAGCUUUGCAGGAACGCUUUGAAGAUGCCAGCCUUAAUUUUGGACAAAAGGGAAAAAUUGUUGUCAAGAUUUAUCUCAAGUAAUGGAUUAGUUGAAGAUCCCUGUGCUGUUGAGAAAGAACGAGCUAUGAUCAAUCCCUGGACGCCUGAAGAGAGAGAGACUUUCAAGGAUAAGCUGGCCAAGUUGGGGAAAGAUUUCAGGAAGAUUGCUUCUUUUCUUGACCACAAGACAACAGCAGAUUGUGUGGAGUUUUAUUACAAAAAUCACAAAUCCGAUUGUUUUGAAAGAACAAAAGAGAAGGAAGCAAAGGCCUUCUGUACUAAUACCUAUCUGGUGACUUCAGAGAAAAAGUGGAGUCGUGAGGUUAAUGCUGCUUCACUUGAUAUAUUAGGUACAGCUUCAAUGAUGGCAGCAUGUGCUGAUGACUGUGAGAGGAACCAGCAUUCUAGUGCUGAACAAGUUGUUUUGGGUGGCUAUGGUGAUUCUAAAACAUCAUGGGGUGAUGAUGGUAUUUUAGAAAGGUCUAAUAAUCUUGAUAUUAUCAGGGAUGAAAGAGAAACAGUUGCUGCUGAUGUUUUAGCUGGUAUAUGUGGUUCCUUGUCAUCAGAGGCUAUGAUUUCUUGCAUCACAAGCUCUGUGGACCCGGGAGAGAGCUAUCGGGAGUGGAAGUGCCAAAAAUUGGACUCUGGCAUAAAGUGGCCUUCGACACCUGAUGUUAUGCAUAAUUUUGAUGAUGAAACUUGUUCUGAUGAGAGCUGUGGGGAAAUGGAUCCUUCUGACUGGACAGAUGAGGAGAAAUCUAUGUUUAUACAGGCAGUGUCGUCUUAUGGCAAGGACUUUGUAAUGAUAUCACGAUGUGUGAGAACAAGAUCACGGGACCAAUGCAAGGUUUUCUUUAGUAAGGCUCGGAAGUGCCUUGGCCUAGAUCUGAUUCAUCCUGGGGCUAGAAAUGUAGGAACACCAGUGACUGAUGAUGCUAAUGGAGGUGGAAGUGAUGCAGAAGAUGCUUGUGUUGUAGAGGCUGUUGAGACUGGCUCGGUUAUCUGCAGCAAUAAGUUGGGUUGUAAACUGGAUGAGGAUUUGCCUUUGAUCACCAUGAACACAAAUGACGACGAAUCUGAUCCUGCUAAGAUUGUGAACUUCGAAUCUGACCGGAAUAGGUCAGAGGAAAACAAUGGGAUGGGACAUAUGGACUAUGAAGAUUUUGAGGCUGUAGAAACUUUGGUGUCUGAUGCAUGCCAGGCGGAGAAUAUACCUGAGCGUAUUGUUCAUGGUGACAGCAAUAUUAUGAAUAGUGUUGAAAAACACUCUGAUUCAGUGCAUUCUCGGAGAAGCACAGUUGUCUUGGCUGCUACAGAAACUGGAGGAGAUCAAGUGAUUGAACAGAGUACUUCAAUUGCAGAAAUGGCAUCUGUUAGAGAAGGAAUUAAACCUGUUUCAUCGAGUCCAGAAGCAUUGAUGGAGAAUAAAGGGCUUGCUUCUGUGGGGUUUGAAAAUGAAUUAAGGGGGCAAGAAUUGCUGUUGCCAAAAUGUAGUUUGAUUCGUACACAUGAAAAAUGUGGCCCAAGUGGCUUGCAAAGCUCAGUACAAGAUUCAAAUACAAUAGGAAAUUGUUCUCAACCGGCUGCUGAGAGUUCUUGUUCUGGUUUACAUCUCAACCCUGAAUACCAGCACAAAGUUUCCUUGGAGUUGGAUUCUAUGGAGAAACCUUGUGUAAUCUCCUUGCCACUGCAGAAUUCCCCUCCUACUGCAACUUCUCCAUCUCAAGAUACUGCUUCCAUUUUGUGUGAUAAAACACUUAAUCAAGAUAGAUUGUCAUCAACACUUGAUUUUCGUGGGAAUGGGCCUAAGCAGUCUCCUAAAUCUAUUAGUAGAGAUGAUUUUCACCAGAAUUUGUGUAGCCAUUCUGUCUUGAGUCACGAUGAAUCUUCCCAGAUUCUCAGGGGCUAUCCAUUACAGAUAUCAAACAAGAAAGAGAUGAGGGAUGUUAGUAGCAGAAAGCUUUCUGAAGUUCAAACCCUUUCACAAUCAGAGAGUAAUGUCUCCACUCGAUCUGUGGCACAGGAUUGCUAUCUUCAGAAAUGCAACAGUUCAAAGCCUCACAGCUCAGUGGCUGAACUUCCUCUUCUCUCUGAAAAGAUAGAGAAAACUAUUCUUCAUUCAAGAGCUCAUUCACGGAGUUUGUCAGAUACUGAUAAACCAUGCAGGAAUGGUGAUGUGAAGCUUUUUGGCCAGAUACUCAGUCAUCCAUCCUCUACGCAGAAGUCAAAUUCUAAUACCCAUGGGAAUGAGGAAAAGGGGAUCCAUAAUUCAAAUUUAAGCAGCAAAUUAUCUAAUCUAAAAUUUUCUGGCUAUCAUGAUGUGGAUGGGAAUUCAGCUCUCCUGAAGUUUGACCGUAACAAUUACCUGGGCCUUGAAAAUGUUGCAAUGAGGAGUUAUGGCUUCUGGGAUGGGAAUCGAAUACAAACUGGGUUUUCUUCUUUGCCUGAUUCUGCUAUCUUGCUGGCUAAAUAUCCUGCUGCUUUUGGCAAUUAUCCUACACCGUCUUCCAAGAUAGAGCCACUGCCAUUGCAGACAGUUGUGAAGAGUAAUGAACGAAAUUUGAAUGGUGCAUCGGGUUUUCCCAGGGAAAUGAGUAGCAGCAAUGGCAUGGUUGAUUGUCAGUUAUAUAGGAACCGAGAGGGCUCCAAAGUGCAGCCAUUCACAGUAGAUAUGAAACAGAGGCCAGACAUAUUUUCUGAGAUACAAAGGCGAAACCGGUUUGAAGCAGUCUCAAGUUUACAGCCGCAGGGAAGGGGGAUGGUUGGAAUGAAUGUAGUGGGAAGAAAAGUUAUUGUUGGGGGACCCUGCACUGUUGUUUCCGAUCCUGUGGCUGCCAUUAAGAUGCACUAUGCCAAAAGUGACCAGUAUGGUGGGCAGACUGGGAGCAUCAUUGGAGAGGAGGAAUCUUGGAGAGGUAAGGGGGACAUAGGCAGGUAGCAGAUGUGCUCGGAGGGCCUAGAGGCCCUCGGCGGCAAAUUUUCUUUGCCGCUCUGUAUAAUAGUUUUUGUAUUGUUCAAUCAAAUGAUAGGGCAAUGGACAGUUCUCAAAGUCCGUCUUUUUGGUAAAGUAUUUUAGGUGUUGUAAUGUUGUAGCAGCUUUAAUUUGUUGUAUUUCAUGGAAAUACAGAAAUAAUCUGUGAAAGUUGGAGAAGGAAAGUUGGAGAAGGCAGUUCCGAUUUCUUA